GUCACACUGGCAGACUUUGGUUGGAAAGGAAAAGACCUCUCAUGGGUGAUAAGGUUAUGAUUUGGGAAUCGGCUUUUUGAACUUAGAAAAUAUUGCUGAUGUAAGGUGAUCUUUUUCACUAUUAAUCUACAAUUCACCGGUCAUGCAGCUUCAAGAAGGCUUGUUUGAAACCUAAGAUCCUGACACAGAUGUCAGCAUCGUCACUUGCAAAUUUUGUGCAAUAUGAAAGAUGCUUUCAUGGAAUGAAUCAUUUCAAGACAGUGAAAGUCGAUGAUGAAACCACACUGUGGAGUUUGAAAAGAGACGGGGCUGCUUUAAGAGAGAAACAGGAAGUUGUAACUAGAAGCCAUCUGAAUACUAAGCCAGGGCAGAAUGCUUGUGAAGUAGCAAUUUCAGUGGCAGUGUUUGUUCUGAAAUUCUCAGGCAGCCAGACUGUCUUAGGCAAACCUUGACAGUCCUUAUCCAGAUUUUCAUCUAAGGAAUCCCGAGAAGACUGGAGAAUGGAGAGAAGGUUCUUGUCAGGGAAGGAUGAGUCUCAGUUCCGACAUCAGGGAGCGGUGGAGCUGCUUGUCUUUAAUGUUUUGCUCAUUCUUACCAUUUUGACAAUCUGGUUAUUUAAAAAUCAUCGAUUUCGCUUCUUGCAUGAAACUGGAGGAGCAAUGGUGUAUGGUGAGUGCAUAAAUUGCGGGAUUGUUGAUCAGUCAGAUUCUCCUGUCCAAAAAGUCCCAAAGAGUGAAAUUUCAGAGAAUUUCAUCAGUCAGACAAACCAGUGGUUUUUGCUGAAACCCUACCAGAUGACAUUUGAUCCAGAAAUAUUCUUCAAUGUUUUACUGCCACCGAUUAUAUUUCAUGCAGGAUAUAGCCUAAAGAAGAAACACUUUUUUCAAAACUUAGGAUCUAUUUUAACGUAUGCCUUCUUGGGAACAGCCAUCUCCUGUAUUGUUAUAGGGUUAAUUAUGUAUGGUUUUGUGCAGGGUAUGAUACAUGCCGGCCAGUUGAAAAAUGGAGACUUUCAUUUCACUGACUGCUUAUUUUUUGGUUCGCUGAUGUCUGCUACAGAUCCAGUGACGGUGCUGGCCAUUUUCCAUGAACUGCACGUUGACCUCGACCUGUACACACUAUUGUUUGGGGAGAGUGUGUUGAACGAUGCGGUGGCCAUAGUCCUCACAUAUUCAAUAUCCAUAUACAGUCCCAAGGAGAAUCCAAAUGUGUUUGAUGCUGCGGCGUUCUUCCAGUCAGUGGGGAAUUUCCUGGGGAUCUUUGCUGGCUCAUUUGCAAUGGGAUCUGCAUAUGCUGUUGUCACAGCCCUCUUGACCAAAUUUACCAGGCUGUGUGAGUUCCCCAUGCUGGAAACGGGCCUGUUCUUCCUCCUGUCGUGGAGUGCCUUCCUGUCUGCUGAGGCCUCUGGCCUAACAGGGAUAGUUGCUGUACUUUUCUGCGGAGUCACCCAGGCACAUUAUACCUACAACAAUCUGUCGUCGGAUUCGAAAAUGAGGACUAAACAGUUGUUUGAAUUUAUGAACUUUUUGGCUGAGAAUGUCAUCUUCUGUUACAUGGGCCUGGCGCUGUUCACAUUCCAGAAUCACAUCUUUAAUGCUCUUUUUAUACUUGGAGCCUUUCUAGCAAUUUUUGUGGCCAGAGCCUGCAACAUAUAUCCCCUCUCCUUCUUCCUGAAUCUGGGCCGAAAACAGAAGAUCCCCUGGAACUUUCAGCACAUGAUGAUGUUUUCAGGUUUGCGAGGAGCGAUAGCGUUUGCUUUGGCGAUUCGGGACACAGACUCUCAGCCCAAACAAAUGAUGUUCACCACGACGCUGCUCAUCGUUUUCUUCACUGUCUGGGUGUUCGGAGGAGGAACGACACCCAUGCUAGCUUGGCUUCAGAUCAGAGUUGGUGUGGAUCUGGAUGAAGAUCUGAAGGAGGAGCCUUCCUCACACCAGGAAGCAAAUAGCGUGGAUAAAAGCUCGACAAAAACAGAGAGUGCUUGGCUCUUCAGAAUGUGGUACGGCUUUGACCACAAAUACCUGAAACCCAUUUUAACCCAUUCUGGGCCUCCACUGACCACCACGUUACCAGAAUGGUGCAGUCCAAUUUCCAGGCUGCUCACCAGUCCGCAGGCCUACGGGGAACAUCUAAAAGAGGACGAUGUGGAAUGCAUUGUCAAUCAGGACGAACUAGCCAUGAAUUACCAGGAGCAAGUCUCCUCACCCUGCAGUACUCCCGCAAGGCUGGGGCUGGACUCCAACGCUUCACCCCAGACUCCGAGCAAGGAAAACAUUUACGAGGGGGACCUCGGCCUGGGAGGCUACGAACUCAAACUUGAGCAAACUCCGGGUCAAUCCCAGCUGAAUUAAUUGGCCUGAGCAGUGCGAAUGUAAUCACAAGUAACGCAAGGCUCACCGAAGGAGGAACCCAAGCCAAGCUGAUGAGGCAAUGGAGGGGAGAGGCUGGAAAAGGUCUGAAGAGCAUAGACUGGAAAGAAUCAAAACCUUGUCACAUGUAAAUCCUCUGGUGCCUGGAGAAAUGGGAGUUUACGGUCAUCCCUCUAUAUUAUGCAACUUUUGACAGCAGCCAUUUUUAUUAAUGAAUUGGGUAGGACAGAGAGGGGACAGGGUCUGGAGUCUAGCUGGUAUAAGAACAAAACUGAUACUUUUGUGCCUGCAGGCUGUUCCUUCUCUGUGCCCAUCUACCCACGCCCUUCAGUUAGAUUAUGAAUUUUAAUCCCUUCAUUAACCAAAACAAAACCCAUUGCCCUCAAGUCAAUUCCGACUAAUUUUGACCCUAUAGGACAGAGUAGAACUGCCCCGUAGGGUUUCCAAGGCUGUAAUCUU
This is a messenger RNA of Trichechus manatus latirostris (Florida manatee), 2828 nucleotides long. RefSeq names its product solute carrier family 9 member A9 (gene SLC9A9). The transcript is spliced from 16 exons. The coding region runs from base 501 to 2351 and encodes 616 amino acids. Gene Ontology annotation, molecular function: sodium:proton antiporter activity; potassium:proton antiporter activity. The record is from RefSeq and is a predicted model, not a curated record. NCBI's taxonomy places the organism in Eukaryota, Metazoa, Chordata, Mammalia, Sirenia, Trichechidae. Gene Ontology annotation, biological process: regulation of intracellular pH; proton transmembrane transport; sodium ion import across plasma membrane. Gene Ontology annotation, cellular component: plasma membrane; recycling endosome.